CGCUGCCGAGAUCUACAAAGUGCGUCUCAACACGAUAAACGCAGUGUAGAGCACUUUAGGAGGAGCUACUGCCUCUACACCUCACUUGACAAGUGGAGCAGCCAUCAACAUCAACUCCACUUCAGAGAGUAAAAACUUAAGGAGAGGACAGCGGCUGAGCGAAGCCUCGUCACCGCGACGCAUCCGACUUUCUGGAGACUAUGGACAGGAGAAUAAACUUGGGCGGAGACAUUUUUCACAAAACUCUCAGUGCCGUCUCGAGCAAAAAGAUGGACUCGUUUCGACCGGCUGCGGGUAUUGAUCUUUCCGCCCGGGACAGCCAGUCGCCUAUCAGCUGUUUCGAGCAGAACGACCCGGACCCGGUGCAGCCCGGGGGUCGAGCGGGCACGCUGGGUCUGCCGACCGGAUCUUUGUGUGUGAAAUACGGCGAGAGCGCUAACAGGACUUCAGGCGCGGAAAGCAGCGGUGGCGAGCAAAGCCCGGACGAUGACAGCGACGAGCGGUGCGAGAUGAUGCUCAUGACGGACGGCAGAACGGCGGUGCCCGGCGCAAAGUCCGAGGGAGGUAAGAAAAACAAAGAGCAGAAAAUGCUGAGACUAAACAUCAACGCCCGGGAGAGACGGAGAAUGCACGAUCUGAACGAUGCGCUCGAUGAGCUGCGCGCGGUCAUCCCUUACGCGCACAGUCCGUCUGUACGGAAACUCUCCAAAAUCGCCACCUUGCUCUUAGCCAAAAAUUACAUCCUCAUGCAGGCGCAGGCGCUGGAGGAGAUGAGACGGCUGGUUGCGUAUCUCAACCAAGGCCAGGCUAUCUCAGCAGCCUCGCUGCCCGCGACCACUGCUCUCACGCCGGGUUUAAGCGCAUACGAGCAGCCGGCUGGUUACCCGUUCCCCGCAGGAGUUGCAGCAUCCUCCUGUCCAGACAAAUGUGCCCUUUUCAACAAUGUCACCUCCAGCCUGUGUAAGCAAUGCACUGACAAGCCUUAAACUCUGCAGCGACUGACUCUGGUAGAAGCACAUGUGCAACUUUUGACUCUGAGAAAACAAAAAAGAGAGAGAGACUGAUGUUUGCCAGCGGUUUUACAAUAGAAGAAUGCUAAAACUUUUCUUACAACUUCAUUCCAACAAACACUGAUUGUGUACAUAAUGGUAUAGCCUAUACUUUAAGUGCUGGUGAGCGUGGGAUUAAAACCAAACAAAGUCUAUGUCUGAUGAUGAAGAAUGAACAGCUAAUUAAUGUGGACCCUUCAGAAUGACCUGACAACAUGCAACCAUGUUUUACCUUGUUUAUGAUGCCAAACUUUUGAACUCUACCUUGCAAUAAUACGUGCUACUUUCAAUUUAUGUUUUGUAAAUGUUUGCUUUCAAGUGACAUCUGUAUUUUAAAAGCAUCGGCUUGAAGGAGAAGCAGCGUAUUGGACUUUAUUCCAAAGUAGCCUACGUGUAAUUUCCCGAAAGCUUAGCUGAGAUUGUUGAUUUAAAAAAAUGUAAUAUAACUAAUAUAUUGUUAGUUUGGUGGACUCUUUAAGAAAAGUUGUUUUGCUUUUUUUUUUAUAUUUCUCUAAAUGGAUGGGUCUGCAUGCCUGGUCUGAUUAUGCAUCGUCAUCAUUGCUGUAAAUCUCGCCGAUUUGGCUUUUUAUUAUAAACACACACAAGCGGUUUGGCAAUAUAGGGACUUGGAGGUUUUAACUUGUUGUCAGGUCGAGACUUGAAGCAGUGUAGAUAUAUUAGUUUCAAUAUGAGGGGCAUUUGUAUGUGUU
Messenger RNA from Danio aesculapii, 1759 nucleotides. RefSeq names its product basic helix-loop-helix family, member e22 (gene bhlhe22). The coding region runs from base 201 to 986 and encodes 261 amino acids. Gene Ontology annotation, molecular function: protein dimerization activity. The record is from RefSeq and is a predicted model, not a curated record. NCBI's taxonomy places the organism in Eukaryota, Metazoa, Chordata, Actinopteri, Cypriniformes, Danionidae. The transcript has a single exon.